AUGUCGGAUAAUCUGCGAUCUUUGCUUGAGCUUUCGGGAAGCAAGUCGUACUUUUUUGAGGCAUACGAAGGGUUCAAGACUGUUGAGAACUUAAAGCAACAGUAUAUCCAUAUACCUCCGGAUGGAAAAGAGCUCCAUCUUCUGUAUCUCCUGUCAAAAAUGAAGGAAGAUAAUAUACGUUCAGCCAUUGUAUUUGUUUCAACUUGCAGGACAUGCCAAUAUUUGGACUUUGUGUUGCAAGAGCUUGGUCGACCUGCUGUUUCUUUGCACUCUCACAAGGCUCAGUCACAAAGGCUUUCAGCGUUGCAUCGUUUUAAGUCUGGUCAGGUCCCUGUGUUGAUUGCUACCGAUGUGGCCAGUCGUGGAUUGGAUAUCCAAACUGUUGAUCUUGUUAUCAACUAUGACAUUCCAAGGUUUCCGCGUGAUUAUAUCCAUAGGGUUGGGCGAACUGCAAGAGCUACCAGGGGAGGGCUUUCUAUAAGCUUUGUGACCCAGGUCUGCUGA
Triticum turgidum subsp. durum (durum wheat) is the source of this 504-nucleotide messenger RNA. NCBI's taxonomy places the organism in Eukaryota, Viridiplantae, Streptophyta, Magnoliopsida, Poales, Poaceae. The record is from the annotation of a GenBank genome assembly.